UUUAAAUUGUUCCUCUAAACACCUUAAUCUCCACACAAGCUCGCAUUGCUCUCUAGUACCAGUACUAUACUAAGAGAAGAAGAGAAUUCUGUAAAAGAGAAGCAUGAUGAGCAGCAGUUUAAUUGCAAGUUUUUGGUGCAUUUUUGUUCUAGUCAUGCUGUGCUUCGGCCGCACGAUAAAUGGGCAGCCUCUGGUGCCUGCACUGCUGAUAUUUGGGGACUCAGUAGUUGAUGUAGGCAACAACAACAAUCUUGAGACGAUUGUGAAAGCCAAUUUCCCUCCUUAUGGAAGAGACUUCAUCAAACACAAACCAACUGGUAGAUUUUGCAAUGGCAAACUUGCCUCAGACUUCACCGCUGAGAACCUUGGAUUUACAUCAUAUCCACCAGCCUAUCUCAGCAAGCAAGCUAGAGGCAAAAACCUCUUAAUUGGAGCUAACUUUGCCUCAGGUUCGUCAGGUUACUAUGACACUACAGCAAAAAUCUAUAAUACUAUUCCACUAAGCAAACAGGUGGAGCUGUACAAAGAGUAUCAGAAGAAGCUGGUUGCACUUGUGGGGCAGUCCAAUGCUUCAUCCAUAGUCAAUGGUUCAGUCCAUUUUGUCAGUGCUGGAAGCAGUGACUUUGUCCAGAACUACUACAUUAAUCCUCUUCUGUACAAGAAGUACACCACUGAUCAGUUCUCUGACAUUCUCUUGCAGUCAUACACUAAAUUUGUGAAGGAAUUGUACAAUUUGGGCGCAAGAAAGAUGGGAGUGACGACACUUCCUCCACUUGGGUGUCUACCGGCGGUGAUCACCAUAUUCGGGGAGGACCAAAACGUCUGCGUUGAGAAGCUAAAUAAAGCAGCAAUAUCAUUCAACAACAAGCUGAACUCCACAUCUCAGAAGCUGCAAAGUGAACUCUCUGCUCUCAACCUCGUCGUCUUGGACAUUUACCAGCCUCUCCACGACCUCGUCACCAAACCUACCGACUAUGGUUUCUUUGAAGCAAGAAAGGCAUGUUGUGGGACAGGACUGGUGGAGACAUCCAUACUGUGCAAUGCAAAGUCCCCAGGAACAUGCAAAAAUGCAACGGAGUAUGUGUUCUGGGAUGGAUUCCACCCAUCUGAGGCUGCUAAUAAGAUUUUAUCAGAUGAUCUGCUGGCUGCUGGCAUCUCUCUCAUCUCCUAAUGAUUCUAACUACAAAUUUCUUCUUCUUCUUAUUCUUGUGUAAUUCUCUUGUUUUAAUUGUGUGUGAUUUUCAUGUAUUAAUAAAUGAACAACUACUUUAAUUGGGAGUGAA
Molecule: messenger RNA, 1283 nt
Organism: Sesamum indicum (sesame)
Lineage: Eukaryota; Viridiplantae; Streptophyta; Magnoliopsida; Lamiales; Pedaliaceae
Product: GDSL-like lipase/acylhydrolase superfamily protein
Molecular function (GO): hydrolase activity, acting on ester bonds
Source: RefSeq, a predicted model, not a curated record